AUGAAUUGUGAAAUUCCUGGUUAUUACUUUGACGAGGAGAAAAAGAAGUAUUUUAAGAUCGAGAAAACACAGACAGCACCGUCGUCAUCUGCAUGGUCCUCAGACGCUAUCAAACGACGCAAGGUCGAGAAGAAAACCCAGAAAGCUAUUCAACGUCGAGCACACCUGGUCAGAAAUCAUAUUAAACGCCACUUUAUUGCUAAAGAUGCAGUUGCCUCUGCUCUUCUUGCUCGGGAAAUUGGCGUACCAUAUGCUGCGGAGCGUGGCCGCGGUAGAUUAGAAGAUGGAGAUCUUGGUGCCGCGACCUGGGCAGGUGGUUUGGUAGCCAAAGGCAAUGUCCCCUUUGCACCGAGCUUUGCAAGACAGCGAUAUCCGAACAUGCCAUGCUUUUAUGUCUCCGGUGAAGAUGAAAAGACGGGCUUGGGUGUUGCCUAUGCUACUUUGGACGAGGAAACUCUGGUAGGGAGCUAUAUUCCCACAGACAAGAAUGAUUCAAUUCGCUUCUCGCGGGAAGAAACCAGAUCUUCUAGCAGGGUCCUGUCAUUCCGAAAUGAGAUGGUACGAUGCCCUCAGAUGUCGUCCAUCAAGUACCACCGACCCUCACACAAGAUGCUCUUAACCUCUCACCCUGAGGAUGUGGCUUGCCCGCAGUGGCUUCUCGGUGAAACAAAUCACUACCAAAGGCUAUCGGCUCGUCUUGGAUUGCAUAACGAAUGGAUGGUCCACAGCAGCACACCAGCCCCCCCUUCCUCAGACCUAGUCUGCGUCCUUGGCUCUAACAACGGUUUGCUGCAAGUACGCUCAAAUGAGACGCUUUCGGCCAUUUCACCAAGAGUUGCCCCAAAGGGCACGAAACUUCCGCAAGAGAUAUUCGCACAAGAUUUCCAAGAGGGGAAUCAUAAUGUCUUGCUUGCUGGUGGCCGACAACCCAGGCUGUGGGUAACAGACCUUCGUGCUCCAGAGCCACAGUGGUCUUUUGCUAAACAUGCAAGUUCCAUCACGCAUAUAAAGAGCGUCAAUCCGCAUCAGGUUCUCGUAUCAGGAUUACAGAGCUCAAUGGCUCUCUACGAUGUACGAUUUCUUUCGCGAAAUCUCCGCGGAACGAAACCACUUUUGCGCUUCUCGGGGCAUUGUAAUGAGGCACACAUCAACAUUGGAUGGGAUGUAUGCCCAGAGCUAAACGUUGUCGCUGCGGCGCAGGACAAUGGGACCAUGAAGCUCUUCUCGUUAAGAUCGGGGCGGCAGUUACGGUGCGCAGCGGUUGAAGGUAUCCGUGCAAGCGCGCCAAUCAAGGCGCUGAUGUUCCAGAGAAUGCCAAGGGAGAGAACGGCGAGUUUGUUUAUUGGUGAAGGGCCUUUGCUCUCGAGCCGUUAA
Molecule: messenger RNA, 1374 nt
Organism: Fusarium poae
Lineage: Eukaryota; Fungi; Ascomycota; Sordariomycetes; Hypocreales; Nectriaceae
Exons: 7
Coding region: 1-1374 (457 amino acids)
Cellular component (GO): Cul4-RING E3 ubiquitin ligase complex
Molecular function (GO): protein binding
Source: RefSeq, a predicted model, not a curated record